This is a messenger RNA of Bufo gargarizans (Asiatic toad), 4285 nucleotides long. RefSeq names its product Cbl proto-oncogene B (gene CBLB). Gene Ontology annotation, biological process: cell surface receptor signaling pathway; negative regulation of epidermal growth factor-activated receptor activity. The coding region runs from base 164 to 3019 and encodes 951 amino acids. NCBI's taxonomy places the organism in Eukaryota, Metazoa, Chordata, Amphibia, Anura, Bufonidae. The transcript is spliced from 18 exons. Gene Ontology annotation, cellular component: membrane raft; plasma membrane. The record is from RefSeq and is a predicted model, not a curated record. Gene Ontology annotation, molecular function: ubiquitin protein ligase activity; calcium ion binding; SH3 domain binding.
AGCCUGAGACGGGGAGAGAGAGUUCCUAGAGCCCGGUAGAAGGGGCACCUCCAGGGCGCCGGCCGCUCCGGCUCACACACACGCUCCAGCCCGUCCUCUGUGUCCUUGUGGAGGAGAUUCGCCCGGAGGCCGCGCUUCCUUCUUUAUUCCUGCCUCCAACAACAUGGCCAGCAGCGGAGGUAGCAAUAGUACUAUUACUAGCGCCCCAGCCGGGCGUAUCCUGGGCGCCCGGAGCGCCAACCCCCGCAAGGCCCGCAUCCAGGGCUUCAUCGAUGCCAUCCAGGACGCCGUGGGACCCCCGAAACAGGCGGCGGCCGACAGGCGGACGGUGGAGAAGACCUGGAAACUGAUGGACAAAGUGGUAAGAUUAUGCCAAAGUCCAAAGCUUCAGCUGAAGAACAGCCCUCCUUACAUACUUGAUAUUUUACCGGACACGUAUCAACAUUUGAGACUUAUUCUGAGCAAGUACGAUGACAACCAGAAACUUACGCAGCUCAGUGAAAAUGAAUAUUUCAAAAUCUAUAUUGACAGCCUAAUGAAAAAAUCAAAGCGAGCAAUUAGACUCUUCAAGGAAGGAAAAGAGAGAAUGUAUGAGGAGCAAUCGCAGGAGAGGAGAAACCUGACAAAGCUGUCCUUAAUAUUUAGCCAUAUGUUGGCAGAAAUAAAGGCAAUAUUUCCCAAUGGACAGUUUCAAGGGGAUACCUUCCGUAUCACAAAAGCAGAUGCUGCAGAGUUCUGGAGAAAGUUUUUUGGAGAGAAAACCAUUGUGCCCUGGAAAGUCUUCAGACAGUGCCUUCAUGAAGUUCAUCAAAUCACAUCUGGCUUAGAAGCAAUGGCUCUUAAGUCCACCAUUGACUUGACAUGUAAUGAUUACAUAUCUGUAUUUGAGUUUGAUAUUUUUACAAGACUAUUUCAGCCCUGGGGCUCCAUACUAAGGAACUGGAACUUUUUAGCAGUGACUCAUCCAGGCUAUAUGGCUUUUUUAACCUAUGAUGAAGUCAAGGCACGUUUACAGAAGUACAGCAGUAAGCCAGGAAGUUACAUUUUUAGGUUAAGUUGCACAAGACUGGGACAGUGGGCUAUUGGCUAUGUGACUAGUGAUGGGAAUAUCCUGCAGACAAUACCUCAUAACAAACCCUUGUUUCAAGCUCUGAUUGAUGGCAGUCGAGAAGGAUUUUACCUGUAUCCUGAUGGCCGAAGCUACAAUCCAGAUUUGACAGGUCUAUGUGAGCCCACACCACAUGAUCACAUCAAAGUUACCCAGGAACAAUAUGAGUUGUACUGUGAAAUGGGCUCAACGUUUCAGCUGUGUAAAAUAUGUGCAGAAAAUGACAAAGAUGUGAAGAUUGAGCCGUGUGGACAUUUGAUGUGUACUUCAUGUCUCACAUCUUGGCAGGAAUCUGACGGACAGGGAUGUCCUUUCUGCCGUUGUGAAAUCAAGGGUACAGAACCAAUUAUAGUUGAUCCUUUUGAUCCAAGAGAUGAGGGCAGGAGUAGUAGUCACUUUGAUAGUUUAUGUACGCCCAUGCUGGAUUUUGAUGAUGAUGAUGAGCGAGAAGAAUGCUUGAUAAUGAACCGACUUGCCUGUGUGAGAAAGAUGAAUGAAAGACAAAAUUCACCGGUGACCUCUCCAGGUUCUUCUCCUAUUUCCCAAAGAAAAAAAACUCCCCCUGAUCCUCUACAAAUCCCUCACCUUAACCUACCACCAGUUCCUCCUCGACUGGAUCUAAUUCAUAAAGGAGUUGCUCGGUCUCCUUGUGCCAGUCCUACUGGGUCACCAAAGUCAUCGCCUUGCAUGGUCCGAAAACAAGAUAAACCGUUACCUGCACCACCGCCUCCUUUAAGAGAACCUCCACCCCCGCCAGAAAGACCUCCUCCAAUCCCACCUGACAGCCGAAUGUGUAGACAUGUACAUCAUAUGGAAAAUGUGCCUUGUAGAGACCAGCCAAUGCCCCUUGAAGCCUGGUGUCCUAGAGACAUUUCUGGUGCCAGUCACUUAGCUGCUUGUCGUCUAACACUUGAUGGCUCUCCUAAACUUGGAAAAACUGCAAACUCCAUUAUAAACGGGAGGCAUAUGAAACAUUUGAGUUCUGAGGCAAGAUUCAUGCACAAACAUCAUAAGCAUCAUGAUUUACCCUCCGAAAGUGUUAGGGUUUUAUCAAAUGUGCUAGUAGAGGAGUAUGACGUGCCUCCCCGACUUUCUCCACCUCCACCAUCUAUUUCUAUUCACUCUACAGUAAAGUGUCCUUUAUCAUUACACUCCUUGCCCGAUAAAGUGAGACAUUCUAUAGAAGAUGAUGAUGGUGAAUACAAAAUACCAUCCUCUCACCCCGUAUCUUCAAGGCCAUUGCCUCUCCAUUGUCAUAGUAUGAAACCCUUUUCUAGGCUGUGUGAAAAUGGCCAGUGUUUGACAAAUGGCAUGCACAAUGACACGUCUGAAAUAAAAAAACUAAAGCCUCCAGAUCUUGGCGAUGAAUCAUUUGACAGUUCCCCUCCUUCACAACCCCCGCCACCACCCCCAGCUCGUGUCUGCAUCUCCGAACAUUCAAAAUCAACUGCGUCAGGAAGCAGACCAAACUCUGCCUCGGACUUGUUUCUUCUUCCUAUGGAAGCACCUUUACCACCUAUCCGCAGAGCAACAAAUGAUGUCAAGCUAAAUCGACUUUCCCAAGAAUAUGAUCAGCUGCCAUCAUGCUCAGAAUCCGAGACUCAUCAGACCAGGCAACAUUUUUCCAGUCUUCAACAGUCCAAUUUUGAUUGUCCACAAGUACCAGCCAGACCGCCCAAACCACUCCCCCGCAGAACGGCACCUGAGAUUCACCACAGGAGACCUUACAGCGCGGAUUGUUCAACAGAGAAUGUAGAUGCAAAAAUAGCAAAAUUAAUGGGUGAGGGCUACUCCUUUGAAGAAGUAAAAAGGGCUCUGGAAAUCGCUCAGAAUAAUGUGGAUGUGGCCCGCAGCAUACUUAGAGAAUUUGCAUGCUGUCCUCCACCGAUCUGCCCACGAUUAAACUUGUAACAAAAUGACAUAGCUUUUAAGACUUCACUCUUGGAGCAAAGCGGAAGAAUGGAUUUCAUUUAUCACCUUAAUUUAAAACUGUCAUUCCAGCAUUUUUUUUCCUACAAAACAUAUGACAAUGCUUACGGGCCUGAAUCCAAGUUUACUUGGUUAUAUGUCAAAAUUAAAGAUGGAGAAAAAAAUCAAAAAUUGUUCAUUUGGAAAAUAUGAUCUAUACAGUUCAUGCAUAUAGGAAAGCCUAUUUCGUUCUCUGAAAUAAUCUGUGAAUUAUUUUUUUCUCUUGUUUAGAGCUGGUAAGUUUUUUUAUGAUUUUUAUUUUUUAUUUUUUUGCUUUGUUAUAUUUUAAAAAAAGAAUAAUUUGUGUUGUAGACAUUCAGCAGCACUUUCUGACCUCAUUGCAUUCUGGAAAAUGCUUUUCAUUCUCUGUAUUUUAUUUCUUUUUGUACAACUUUAAUUUAUCCAAAUAUACUGCAAAAAAGUGGCCUUUACUACUGACAUACUGAGUUAUUUUGUAUUAGGCUAAAUUGCAUUUGAAUGUGUAAAGAAUACAAUUUUUUUUGCGGAACAAUUGCCUUUACAAAUGUAUUUUGAUAUCAUUGUGUAGCAAAGCCGAAUUACUUUGGAUAUGGCAACUUUACAUUUUUUUUAUGAAGAACAUGCAUACGAGCAAAAGCAUACAAUAAACAUCCGGAUCAUCCUUUUGUACUCUGGUGCUUGUAGAAAAUAAGCAUCAAAGUACCAACUUAUUUAAAGAGCUUGACGUCAUCUUUGCCAGGGUGUUGGUGCUGAAUGAUGCAUUAUCCGACCUAGUCAAUUACAAUCUGUACAUUUUAUAAGAAUUAAAUGUAACUUUUGCCAUCAGUAAAAUGAAUACAUGAAUUUUGUAUCCUCUCAAGCAUCACGACUGAACUUUUGGGCAACCAUACCAGUGCAUUGGCUGCAACAAACUCAUUCCAUUUAAUAUCCUUGAAAAGGUACAAUUAUGUAUGUGCUUGAUUUGAACAGGCUCAUUCUUUCUAUACUUUGUGAUGCUGCAUCUGUAAACCUAGUUUGACAAUGGAAAUUAAUGUUUGCAUUGCUAGUGUUUCUAAAGUGUUUUAUAAGCCAUACUACUUGAACAGGUCAGUCAAAUGCAAUAAAGAAAAGCACCAAUAUAAAAUCCUCAAUGAAAUAAUGGCUUGUUCAUUUUACAUCUUUUUGCACAACUGCCCGUUUGGAAAAAAAAAUAAAAAAUCAUGCCAACGUAAUAAAAAAUAUCCUAUCCUA